Molecule: messenger RNA, 664 nt
Organism: Rubroshorea leprosula
Lineage: Eukaryota; Viridiplantae; Streptophyta; Magnoliopsida; Malvales; Dipterocarpaceae
Source: the annotation of a GenBank genome assembly
ACUGUGUUGUUAAAGACUGAUUUUACUUUAUUAUUUGUGAAAUUGGGAAAUCAGCUCCGCCUCUGUGCUAGGAGUACAACUCAAUUAAAAUCCCUCUCAAGUGAACAAAAAUCUCAACUCCUCUGGGUUAGAGGUCAUGUUUUCUUCUCCACCAUCAGCUUGCUCUCAGCUUCAUUUGACUGCAAAUGUUCCUCACAUCUCAGCAAACAAUGGAAUGGAUGACUGUGAAAUGUCAACACUACAGCUUGAUUCAGAAUGCUCAACAACCCAUCAAUGUUGAAGCAUCAGAAGAUCCAUGAGCAGAGGCUUAAUUAUGUAUUGGUACCACCGUUUCAAGAAGGAAUUUUGAACUGGAAACUUUUGAGGUAAGCUUGUUGGAAUUUUUAUGUUUCCUCCCAAAUUUGUCAAUGCCUUAGUUUGAGAUAUCUGUUGUUCUAGUCUAGUACUAAAAAUAUAGUAGGUCGGACUGGACCUUGUGGAGGAACCCAUUCUGCUUAUAUGUGGGCUGGAUAACGGGUACAGAGUGCAGACACUCCUAAGGAAGGGAGAGGAAAAAUUAAGAAACUUCAGUGAAGGUCAUGAAACUUUGGCUCGGUCUCAUUCAUUAGCCAGACUUAACUAGGCCGCCUUUUUAGUCCUUCUGUUAUAAAGUUUAUAUAUAGAG